AUGGCGGCGAUCGACGACGGCUUCGAGGCCCUACUCGAGCCAUUCUACAAUGGCAAGAAGCUAACCGACCCCAUCUCAACCAAAGAAGAUAAAUUUCAGCUCUUACCCGCGUUUCUCAAAGUCAAAGGUCUUGUAAAACAGCACAUCGAUUCCUACAACUUUUUCGUCGAGCAUGAGAUCAAGGAUAUCGUGCGCGCGAACCGCACGAUACGCAGCGAUGUUGACAGCAACUUCUGGCUCGAAUUUACCGAUAUUCGCGUCGACCAUCCCCAGCGGCAAGACUACAAAGAGGCCAAGUCCUCCACCGACGUGACGCCUAUGGAAUGUCGGCUGCGAGACAUGUCAUACGCCGCCCCUAUACUCGUCGAUAUCGUAUACAUUCGUGACAAACAAAAGAUCAUCCGACGAAAUGUUUCGCUCGGCCGAAUGCCCGUCAUGCUUCGCAGCUCCAAGUGCCGCUUGUCUGGCGCCAAUAAUGCCGAAAUGGAAAAAAUGAACGAGUGCCCGCUCGACCCCGGUGGUUACUUUAUCAUCAACGGCACCGAAAAGGUUAUCCUUAUUCAGGAGCAGCUCAGCAAGAAUCGAGUUAUCGUCGAGGCGGACGAAAAGAACCGCAUUAUUUCUGCCUCCGUGACCAGUUCUACACACGAAAGAAAAUCCAAGACAAAUGUCACUUUGAAAAAGGACAGGAUCGUUCUAGUGCACAACGUUUUGGUCGAGGGCAUCCCGAUUGUCAUUGUGCUCAAAGCUCUGGGUGGACUUUCCGACUAUGAAAUCAUGCAGCUCGUUGCUGGUGCCGAUGGUCGCUACCAAGACGAGUUCCUCAUCAACUUCGACGAAGCAACAAAGGCCGGUGUCUUCACUCAGCAUCAGGCCCUCGAGUAUAUCGGUACCAGAGUAAAGAUGGGUUCGCGUAGAGGCCAAUUCGGCCCUCAGGUUCGCCGAAACAAUGUCGAAGAAGGCCUUGACGCUCUAGCCAAUCUGAUCAUUGCGCACGUCCCGAUCGAGGGCCUUGACUUUUAUCCUAAAGCUAUCUAUGUUGCUAUGAUGACGCGCAAGGUGCUCAUGGCCGCCCAGGAUAGCAAGCUCGUUGACGACAGAGAUUUUGUCGGAAAUAAGCGACUGGAACUUGCUGGCCAGCUUCUGUCACUGCUCUUCGAAGAUUUAUUCAAGCGAUUCAUGGUCGAGGUAAAGAUGUCCAUCGACAAGUUUCUCAAGAAGAAUAACAGGGCUGUCCCUCUAGAUGCUGUCAACAUGAUUAGCAAUCACGCGAACAACAUUGGCAUGGGAAUCAACAGAGCUAUUCAGACGGGUAAUUGGAGCGUCAAGCGUUUCAACAUGAACCGUGCUGGUGUGACCCACGUCCUCAGUCGUCUGAGUUACAUUGCUGCUCUUGGUAUGAUGACUCGUAUCAGCAGUCAGUUCGAAAAGACUCGAAAGGUCUCGGGCCCUCGUGCCUUGCAGCCAUCUCAAUGGGGUAUGCUGUGUCCCUCGGAUACCCCCGAAGGUGAAGCCUGCGGUCUCGUCAAAAACUUGGCUCUUAUGACCCAUAUUACUACAAACGUCGACGAGGAACCCGUCAAGCGAUGGGUAUUUACCCUUGAUGUCGGUGUUGAGCCCAUUCGAAACUUCUCCGGCGCAGAGAUGCACCGGGAAGGGUCGUACAUCAUUCAUAUCAACGGUACCCCGUUUGCUCUUACCAGAUAUCCCAAAAGAUUCUGUUCGAGAUUUCGAACCAUGCGUCGACGUGGAUGGAUAUCGCCAUUUGUCAGCAUUAGCAUCAACCUACAUUUCAACGCCGUCCACAUUGCUACCGAUGAAGGACGAAUUUGUAGGCCAUACAUCAUUGUCAAGAAUGGUUUUCAAAAGCUGAAGCCGGAGCAUCUUCGCCUACUUCAACUCGGCAAGGUCACUUUUGACGACUUUUUGCGAAAUGGCGUCGUUGAGUAUCUCGAUGUCAACGAGGAACAGGAUGCUUUGGUGACCAUCUACGAGGAUAAGAUCACCAUGGGCACAACACAUUUGGAAAUCGAACCUUUUACAAUUCUCGGCGCUGUCGCCGGUCUGAUCCCUUUUCCUCACCACAAUCAGUCGCCGCGUAACACUUAUCAGUGUGCAAUGGGUAAACAAGCCAUUGGCGCCAUUGCAUACAAUCAGUUUAACCGCAUCGACACACUUCUAUACACUCUGGUUUACCCUCAAAGACCAAUGGUUAUCAGUAAGACUAUCCAACUGGUCAACUAUGACAAGCUGCCGGCUGGCCAAAAUGCGACCGUCGUUGUCAUGUCAUACUCUGGUUAUGAUAUUGAAGAUGCCCUCGUUUUGAACAAGGGCUCGAUCGAUCGAGGAUUCGGCCGCUGCCAAGUCUUUCGCAAAUACACCACCGAAUUGCAAAAGUACCCCAAUGGUCGCAGAGAGCGCAUUGGCGAUCCGGUCAAUGAAGGCGACGGCGACCAACGUAAGCGCACCGAGAAGCACAAGGCCCUAGACGAUGAUGGCCUCGCCAUGGUUGGCGGCAGAGUCUUCUCUGGCCAAUCCAUGAUCAAGAAGGAAACGCCUCUGGAUCUUACCACAACGGGCAUUGGCCUGGAUCGCGGCUCUAGCGACUUCCGUGACUCUGCUGUCAACUACCGUAUUCCUGAUCCCGCUUACAUUGACAAGGUCAUGAUUUCACACACUGAAAAAGACACCACCGUUGUCAAGGUUCAAACGAGACAGACUCGACGACCCGAACUCGGCGACAAGUUCUCAUCUCGUCACGGACAAAAGGGCGUUGUAGGCAUCAUUGUCGAGCACGAAGACAUGCCCUUUGCCGAUAAUGGUCUCACUCCCGAUAUUAUCAUGAACCCACACGGUUUCCCCUCUCGAAUGACUGUCGGCAAGCUCCUCGAAUGCCUAACGGGCAAAGCCUCCAUCAUCCACGGGCGUCCCGACUAUGGCUUUGGCGACGCGUUCCGCUCACACCCGCUCGAGGAGAUGAGCCAAGUCCUACUCGACCACGGCUUCUCCUGGGAGGGCAAGGACUACUUCACAUCUGGCCUGACCGGCGAGCCGCUCGAGGCCUACAUCUUUAACGGCCCCAUCUACUACCAGCGUCUCAAGCACAUGGUGCAAGACAAGAUGCACUCGCGCGCCCGCGGUCCCCGUGCCAUCCUCACCCGCCAGCCCACCGAGGGUCGUUCGCGCGAUGGUGGUCUGCGUCUCGGUGAGAUGGAACGUGAUUGUCUGAUUGCCUACGGCGCCUCGCAGCUGCUUCUCGAGCGCCUGAUGAUUAGCUCCGACGGUGUUGUUAUUGAUAUCUGCCAGCAGUGCGGCCUCUUUGGCUACAAGGGCUACUGCCAGACGUGCAAGAGCACGCGCGAGGUGACCAAGAUGACGAUGCCCUACGCGGCCAAGCUCCUGGUGCAGGAGCUGAUUAGCAUGAACGUCGGCGUACGGCUGCAGCUGGCUGACGAGUUUCCGCAUCCCAAGUAA
Messenger RNA from Beauveria bassiana ARSEF 2860, 3474 nucleotides. RefSeq names its product RNA polymerase Rpb2. Gene Ontology annotation, biological process: DNA-templated transcription. Gene Ontology annotation, cellular component: RNA polymerase III complex. The record is from RefSeq and is a predicted model, not a curated record. NCBI's taxonomy places the organism in Eukaryota, Fungi, Ascomycota, Sordariomycetes, Hypocreales, Cordycipitaceae. The transcript has 4 exons. Gene Ontology annotation, molecular function: DNA binding; ribonucleoside binding; DNA-directed RNA polymerase activity. Bases 1 to 3474 code for a protein of 1157 amino acids.